AUUUGGUACCAUGAAUUGUGUGAAAUCUGUUAAGAAAGGACUCCAGACUCGAUUGCACGUCUGCACGCAUCCUCGGCUGUCAGCUCUCUUGUCAAUGCACCCCCUGCAUUGAUCAUCCAGGCUACAGACGCAUCGGCCCACAAGCCCACACGCCUCUAACAACGUCCCCCCAUUUUAUCAGCCUUCUUGAGCAGUAUUUCUAUUGAUAUGCCAAUCGAGUAUCUCGAACUAUGGCUGCAGCCCGACGAGGUCAAGGGCCAUUGAACCUCGACCUAUUGAAUGGCACGACUCCAGAGCUCCCGCCCUUAGCUGCCCUUUUCCUCAUCUACUUCGAUAUCAAGGCCGGAUAUACAAUUGGUUGGAAGCGGUCAUUACCGGGCAUUGAGCUCGAGGGAGUGGUGGAAUAUAAGAGUCUGCCAUCAGGAUUACAUACAGUGAAGGAAGAUCUCAUAUACUUCGUCCACGAGAAUCAUGCUGGACUCAGUGCAUUUGUCAAUGCGCCCGCAGCAGUGGAGUCGAGGAAUGCCCGGAUGAUAGCUGUAGGUGUCAUGGUGCCUCUGAGCUAUGGCCGACUUGGGAGAAGUUGGAAGCAUGCUGAGAAGCUGAAAGAAAUGGCAAGUGAACUGAUCAUUGACACUUCCGAGACGAAAGUUCUCGAGGAAUAUUGGGAAGAGCACAAAGCACAAGGGCCAGCACCUCCUGCAGAUUCAGAUUCGUUGUUGGACUCGCCCUCGAGCAUCAGGUUCAAGCCUAUAAGGACGACCCCCUCUAAGCUUAAAGGACAUACGAGAAAUCGCUCAGCGUCGGAUGGUACCGCAUUACUUCCCCCAGGGCACACAUUGUCUACCUAUCACCCAGCACGGAGCUUACUACGACUCCUUGAGACCUUUGGCCCUCUCAUAUUUCCUAUACACAGAGCCGCCUUGUUACGGAAAAGAAUACUCAUCACCGCACAUGCUCCUGUCCAAGAAAUAUGUAAUUUUGUCUACGACAUAUCAGUGCUCUCCAAUAUCCCCCUCGCCGUGACAGACCUCCUAGCCGCCAAUGCCCCACCUACUCGUCUCCGGCCCCUAUUCGCAAUCGGAGUGCAUGACAUUCCCCUCCUAGAAGCCGACCUCCUCGCCUCUGAACAACCACCUGUGAGCUCUCCAGGCUCAACACAAACGGAGAGUGAAGAUUCAGGUCAAGGCUGGAUAGCAUGUACGACAGACAGUAUCUUAGCCAUGAAAAAUACCCUAUACGAUGUCCUUAUUACAAUGCCACCUCCGUACUCCGAAGACGCUACGCAGAAAGUCUGGCCAAAAGUAGAGUCAUCGAAAGGGGUUGAGCUGAAAGCUACACAAAGAGACCUGAGGCGAUAUAAGACAUUGAGGUGGGGAUUAGCUCGCUCUUCAUCACCAAGUAGUCAAAACGACGAUGAAGAACCUGUCCGAGCUAGCUCGAGCAGUGCCUCCGUGCCAAGAGAAGAUCUCCUCGAUCUCCCGGACACAGACCAUAUCGUAGAACCCCUCUCCUGGUCCGCACUUGCAUACUCGGGAUUCAUGUGGUGGGCAUCAGCAGGCGAACAACGUCUUCACUACGAAGAAGAAACCGAAGCAGACUCCCAGCUACUGUCUGGCCUUUCUUUAUCCCCAUCCUCACCAAUAACUCCUCGUUCACAAAGCUCACCUUCCCUGAAAAAAUCAAAGCUCAAUGGACCACCAACAGAAGCAGAAGCACAGCAGGAAAUGGCAUUAAUAGCUUAUUUCCACCGACUUACUACUCAGGUUCUCUCUACAUUAUCGGACAUUGUUGAUGCCACAGACUCAGAUGAUGAGAGAGAAGCUGAUCAUUCUCCUCUCCACCCAACUUCUCAUUCCUUAGAAGAUUGCGGAGUAGAAGAAGAGGAUACAGGACCAGCAAUGUACGUCGCGAGUCAAGACAUCGUGAGAAUGGGACUCGACGAAUGGAGCAUAGCGGACCACGAAUUCGUGGAAGAAGUAUCCAAGGCGUAUUUCGGGCGGAGAGCGAAGGUAGAAGGAAGGAAUGUCAAUGUUUGCGGGAUCAGGAUUUGUUGAUGCUUCUUCCGUGCUCUUUCUUGUACACCGUUGGUUUGGGAGCACGGAGUUGAGGCUUUUGUGUAAUUUCUUGUACGAACGAGUCUAGUAUUCCUACACAAAAGCUGUGGUUCAAGGAGAAUGAAUUGA
Mollisia scopiformis is the source of this 2186-nucleotide messenger RNA. RefSeq lists its product as uncharacterized. NCBI's taxonomy places the organism in Eukaryota, Fungi, Ascomycota, Leotiomycetes, Helotiales, Mollisiaceae. The transcript is spliced from 3 exons. The record is from RefSeq and is a predicted model, not a curated record. Gene Ontology annotation, cellular component: lipid droplet. Bases 231 to 2057 code for a protein of 608 amino acids.